AUGCCUUUUAUGCCUCGCGUCCUCCUUCUCGGGGCCACCGGUGAAACAGGGAGCUCCAUUCUAGAUGGCCUGCUGGAAUCUAACAAAUAUGAAGUGGAGAUUUUGGUCAGAGCCAGCUCCGUUGGAAAGAAAGCUGUCAUGGACAUCCAAGAUCGCGGUGUUAAGGUCCGCGUGGCAGAUCUCACUGCAUCUGAAGAUGAACUGGCCUUGGUCUUAUCCGGCAUUGACAUACUCGUCAGUGCUAUAGCGGCGCAAGAUCAAGCAGCGCAAAAGAAUCUUAUGAGAGCUGCCAAGAUGGCGGGGAUUCAACGUGUUAUCCCCUGUGCAUAUGCCACUAUUGCUCCUCCACAGGGUGUAAUGCUUUUUCGUGAUGAGAAGGAGGAAGUCUACAAUGAGAUUAAAAGACUAGCAUUGCCAUACACGAUUAUUGACGUUGGUUUCUGGCACCAGCUCUCCUUUCCCCGUGUCCCUUCCGGACGGGCCGAUUAUGCCGUCCUGCUGCAGGAUUCGACCACUAUCCAUGGAGAUGGGGAGGCGCCCAACAUCCUCUCUGAUCUCCGCGACGUCGGCCGAUAUGUUGCACGCAUUAUCGCUGAUGAUAGAACGCUAAACAGACAUGUUUAUGGAUGGAGUGAUAUCCUGACUGAGACCGAAAUCUUUGGGAUUGUUGAAGAGCUUUCGGGCGAGGUAAUUGAGAGGGAAUACAUAUCGUCCCAGCAGCUUGAAGCAGAUCUAAAGCGAGCCAGUGCUGAACAUGCCAAGAAUCUAGAAGACCCUGCAAAGCGGUUGGGGUUCUAUAUCUUACAGACCCUAUACAGCAAGUAUGUACGCCGAGACAAUCAGCCUUCGUAUGCAAAGUACCUUGGAUAUUUGGAUGCAAGGGAGCUUUACCCAGAUUUUGUGCCGAUUUCCUUCCGUGAUUUCUUUGCAGAAGUGCUUGCAGCGGAGGCGAAGCGGCCGUAUGCCCAUUUGACAGUCCCUAAAACCCUUGAACAUUAA
This is a messenger RNA of Aspergillus bombycis, 999 nucleotides long. RefSeq lists its product as uncharacterized. NCBI's taxonomy places the organism in Eukaryota, Fungi, Ascomycota, Eurotiomycetes, Eurotiales, Aspergillaceae. The coding region runs from base 1 to 999 and encodes 332 amino acids. The record is from RefSeq and is a predicted model, not a curated record. The transcript is spliced from 4 exons.